UGAACAUGAAGGCAUCAGGAUUCUGCACAGAACAUCAGUCCAAUUGAGCAUUAUUUUAUUGCAAUGUUUGUAGUAUUUCCUCGCAGACCACUCAGCUCGCGUGUCCAAUCUUAGACUUUUGCACAGAAUCUUUGGACACCACUUUCGGUUGGGACGGAACCGGAACUUUCGAAGGCCAAGCAGUUUUCAUGCCAGACAAACCUCUUACCAUUGCGACAUAUGCAGCUGGAGCCUCGCUUGCUGCUAUCACUCUCGUUUACGUCUUUGGUCCCACAUUCCUUCUUGACGGCAACGAGAGUGCAAACAUUAAGCCCAGCUCACGGAGACCUGCUGUCGGAUUAUUCAACCCCGCGAACGAUUGUUUUAUCAAUUCUGUUCUCCAAGCUCUUGCUGGUCUUCCACACCUCCGCAAAUACCUUAUUCGCGAAACGCAUCGACGGAGGCUCGAUGGGGAGGAGAUAUAUAAGGUGACAGAUGAGGAUCUGGACUCUGGAUUAUCAGAGACCAAGUUAUUGCGGUUACAGGGAUUAAGAGCGGGCAUUGUUACUCAAGCGCUGAAGGAUAUACUCGAUAAUCUCAAUGAACGACCAAUAUACAAGAAGACUAUCUCCGCACAGCCAUUCGUGGUCGCUUUAGAAAAAGCUUUUCAAACAAGAAUUAGCCGGCAGCAGCAAGACGCACAAGAAUUCCUUCAGGUGGUCGCAGAGCGAAUCUGCGACGAAUAUCACGCUGGUGCAAAGGCACGGAAACAUGCUCAGGAAUUGACUCUGGCUGAUUUGCAGAUUCAUGGCAAAGAUGCAGAUAGCCAAAAGACAACAAAGUGCUUAGCAGAUGCUGAAAAUACUGUGGCAGAGUCAGAAAGGCCAUCAGGAUCGGAAUCUCCAUCAGACGAUGACCAAGUUGCACAGACUCUAAAAUAUGUUAACCCUCAAGAAGAGGAAGACGGAUUUCCACUAGAAGGCAAAAUUGAGUCUCAUAUCGAGUGUCAGACGUGCGGAUUCAAGCCCAAAAGCUCAAUCUCGAACUUCGUUACACUUACCCUUCAUGUCCCACAGAAGAAUUCCACAACCCUAAAUCAGUGCUUCGAUGGGAUGCUUAAAGUCGAAGUCAUUGAAGGUUAUAAGUGCGACAAAUGUCGACUCGAACAUGCCUUAGUGUUCAAAAAGGGACAGCUGCAUUCGACGUUGGAUUCCCCCAUGCGACAAGACCUAGAGGCUGAAAUUGAAAAAAUUGAAAAGGCUAUUGAAGACGACCCAGAGAAGCCGCCUGAGGGUGUCCAGCUUCCAGACUUGAAGUUUGCACCAAAAAGAACCAUCAAAAAACAUAUGCGCAUUGCCCACUUUCCCAAGGUCUUGGCUAUUCACCUCUCCCGAUCCAUUUUUGAAACGCAUUACUCGUCGAAGAACAUGGCCAAAGUCUCUUUUCCGGAAAUUUUACCUUUGGGAAGCAUUGUCGACCAAAAAAGAUAUCGUUUGCUCUGCGUCGUUAGUCAUAAGGGAGGGCACAAUAGUGGUCAUUACGAAACAUUUCGACGACAGGUCACCACCACACCUUUCAGCACGCCGCAUUCCUUUGGCGCUGAAGGAGCAUAUAGUCGUAGUGGAAGCCCUAGCCUCAGUACUGUUGCGAGUCCUCGUCUUACAGCAAUCAAUGGUAAGAAGCUAGCCGGCCUAAGUGGUAAAUCACCGCUAUCACCCAAGCCACAGACGGACUACGCUGUAGCACCCUCAGAUCUAUCGUCGCCUUUACAUCCUAGCCCCUCAACCUCAUCGCUUUCGUCUCGCUCUUCGUUCAGUUUAUCUGGAUCUCUGCGGCGGAAAUCUCGACCGCCAACUUCUGCGCCGCGAGACUCGACUACUGCAUUCACCGAAUCGAACACAAAUACCAAGCCCAAUGAGGAACAAGUACCUUCUUUGAAUUUCGAUUCAGCGCCAGCAGCAAGAAAAAGCAGUGCAUCGCAUGCAUCUCAGUCCACCAAAAAACGUAAAAAAAGUUCGAGUAACAACAGAUGGUGGCGUAUUAGUGAUGAAAAGGUCAAGGAAAGCAAGACCAGCGAGGUAUUGAGUCAACAAAAGGAAGUCUAUCUACUGUUCUAUGAGUUGAUGGACGAAAGUGAAGAGGAAUGAUAAAUGUGUGCUUGCACUGGUGGCAAUUUAUGUCCCUAGUGGGCCAUGGUCUAACAAACUGUGAAUAAACUUUUACUAUCACCUAGAGAUCCAUAGAAAGAUCCAAAACUGUUCGCAAUGUCAUGCCUCAUUUGUUCAACUCCGAAGAGUGUUCAC
Molecule: messenger RNA, 2282 nt
Organism: Verruconis gallopava
Lineage: Eukaryota; Fungi; Ascomycota; Dothideomycetes; Venturiales; Sympoventuriaceae
Exons: 2
Coding region: 189-2126 (645 amino acids)
Biological process (GO): protein deubiquitination
Cellular component (GO): nucleus; cytosol
Molecular function (GO): cysteine-type deubiquitinase activity; cysteine-type endopeptidase activity
Source: RefSeq, a predicted model, not a curated record